AAUUUGACGUCAUCUUUAUGGGACAGUGGGAGGGCGGUUUGAAAGCAGAGAGGGAAAUAUCAACAAUAAUGUUUAAAUUAAAUCAAAUUAACCGGUAGGACAGGACUUAGAGUUUACAGUCUGUGAGAUACAUGUGGACCAAACCGGUUUAGACCAGCUUCGUAUGAGUUUAUGAGCUAAAUAAACCUGAUAUUUGGGAGUUAGCUAACGUUAGCUGCUGCUUCUUCUGGGUAAACAGAGUAAACUCAGCCCCGGGUCAUUUCUCUGUUAUAGUCAAGGUUUACCUGUGAGAGAUGGCGAGUGUUCAUGAAAACCUGUAUUUUAACCCCAUGAUGACAAACGGAGUGGUCCAUGCUAACGUGUUCGGGAUUAAGGACUGGGUGACCCCCUAUAAAGUCUCGGUCCUGGCUCUGCUCUACGACAUGACCUCCUCUAAAAUCAGUCUGCCGGAGAGGAGAAGACUGAACAAACUCAUCCUGCCUCUACAGCAGGUCAGUGUUUAUCAUGGAGGAGAGGAUUAAAGAGGUCUGAGAGCUGCAGGUGACAGUCUGAUGUCUGUUUUCAGGGUCCAGAUCUGAGUCUGGGUCAGUUCCUGAAGACGGUGGAGGAGUGCUGUCCUCAGACUGCUUAUGCUGUUAAACUCAGGUAAGAUACUAAAGUCUGAAACAUUAAAAACAGACAGUAAACACAGCUGGGACACAAAAAGCUCAUCUGGAUUAAUGGACCCACAUUUAAUCCUAAAUUUAUGACCAGACCCUCAUCAGACUUUCAGAUUAAGAUACAAAAUUAUUAUUCCUGCUGAUGUUUUUCUUUUUUUUCCACAUUUAAACAUCUUAAAAAGCCAUCGUUUAAGCUGUAGCCUGUCAUACUGAUCUGAAAACACACCACAGAGUAGCUUUAAUGUUUGAUGUAGGAUUACAUAUAUCAGUUAAAGGGAUAUUCCGGCGUAAAAUUAAUUUAGGGUCAAACACACAGUAACACCGAGUUAGACACCCCGUUGAGAGAUGAAUGUUGCCGACCACUUGCUUCUCUAGUUAUACCAACUUUAGUAACAACCGCAGGAUAGCAAUACAGAGAGCCACGCGCUCAACCAAAACGCCACUCUAUAGCCACCAAUAAUGCUCAGAACAGCACCUGACUUCAUCAACAGUACAUAUAGGGUCCCAGCCAUAGUACUAGACACCAAACAUCUUUUUAGCUUUGACUAAAUUUUUUCCGCUUGUUUGUAGUGAGACCUCAGUCCAGUCCAUUACGGACUACAGCGGGGUGACACAGCUCAAGGAAGAAUAUUUAUGAUCAUUUCUUCAUGGAAAUGCAAUCAGACCGAGACGCUAAGACAGAAGAACUACCGCGUCUGCAGAGCAAAAUGAUUAAUAUGGUGAUUAUUACUUCAAGGAAAUGAUAAAGAAAUGAUCAUAAAUGUUCUUCCUUGAGCUGCGUCACCCCGCUGUAGUCUGUAAUGGACUGGCCUGAGGUCUCACUACAAACAAGCAGCUGCUGGAAGAGAGUAGGUGAGUUGUGUUUAGUCUCUUUGCUAAAGAAAUGAGUCAAAGUUAAAAAGAUGUUUGGUGUCUAGUACUAUGUCUGUGACCCUAUAUGUCCUGUUGAUGAAGUUAGGUGCUGUUCUGAGCAUUAUUUGUGGCUAUAGAGUGGCGUUUUGGUUGAGGUUUGUUUAUGGCUCCUCAGACCACUGUGUAUUACUAUCCUGCGGUCGUUACUAAAGUUGGUAUAACUAGAGAAGCAAGCGGUCAGCAACAGUCAUCUCUUGAAGGGGUGUCUAACUCGGUGUUUAACCUGAACUUAAUUUUUUUGCCGGAACAUCCCUUUAAUACUUAAGUUUGUGGCCUACAUAGAGAGGGAAGUUCAUCUGAGUAAAAUUCUUCAUAUGUCCAUUUUUAUGUCACACAUACCUCAAUUUCUUUUAUGUCUGGUGUCUAGAAAAGUCUUAAAGUUAUGAAGAAGAGUCAAAAGUUGUGCCCUAAAAAUGCUUUUUUAAUCAUCCUUCACAACUUUUAAUCACGUUAUGACAGAAUUCCUGAAAACAUGCACAUCUUGAGAUUUGUGAAGAUAAAACUUGUUAAAUUUUCACUCUGUAAAAUCUGCAGCUGCCUACAAAAUCAGACCUGACACAGAUAUUUACUUGGCUGAAUCCUCAUCCCUCUUGCAGGCUGCAUGAAAUGGCAGAUGGAGAACUGAAGGACAUGGAGUACUUCUUCGCCACUCUUCCUACACCAUUCUCUGCUUUCGACUCUGAGGCUUAUAAAACAAGUGUUGUAGGUGAGCAGCAAACAUGGAGUCACAGCUCCUCAUGUCUGAUAGAAAGCCCUGACAUUUCCUCUUCGUCCUCCUUGAGAAGAUUAACACUGGGCUGUGUCUCGCCUCUCUUUCAGGUCUGUUUAUGAGACACAUGCUGCUGGCCUACAACAAGCUGUCUUUCAGUCAGGUCUAUAAGCUGUACAAAUCUCUGCAGCAUUAUUACCACAGUCACUACGCCAAGCCCACUGACGGACAGGUGAGUCUGCCGGCGCUGGCCGCUGACGACUCAGAGAUGGACCUGACCAGCACCGAGGACACUGUGGGGGACAGGAUAGACAAAGAGGAGUCAGACCUCCCUCUGCACGAGUCCGAGCUUCAGUAAGUGAGACAGAAGUCCGAACAGUAGAAAAAGUAGAAACAUAUUUGACGCCCAUCUAAAGGUUCAGCCUCACCUGGAAUGUUUGGGUACAUUUUUGAUCAUCUGUGCUUGAUUCCAGGUUAGAUCUUUCAUAACCUCCUUUAGUUUGGUUGUUGAGAGGAGGAAAGUUUUGUCGAAUGUUCACAGCAGAGAUUAUUUUCUCCUUUUUAGAAACGACAACACGCCAAGCCGUGGUCCUCUGUCACAAAAACAAGCGGAGUAUUUUCUUGCGAGACAGGUGAGUGUUGAAUCAGAGGAAGAAGUGAAUAACUGUUUUGGUGCAUGAAUGUUGAGAACCAACCGCUUACAGGGUUGUUAUCCAUGUGACAAACCGGUGUUUUGAAGCACUUAAGGCCUCUCAGAUACUUGUGAAAUUUCUCUCUACAGGCUUAUUUGUUGAAAAACGACGAGAACAAGGCUUUAAAGCCCGCCGCUCUGCAGGAAGAGCUCAACAACAUGCUGAAAUUUAAUCCUGAUUUUGCUGAAGCGGUGAGGCAUUCGCUAAACUUACAUAAGUCUUAUUAGUGUUUUAGUAAGAAGCAAAUCAUCCUGACUGGCUCUGUGGUUUGAACUUUCUCCUCAGCAUUACUUGAACUACCUGAACAGCAUGAGAGUGCAGGACAUCUUCCUCUCUGCCCACAGUCUCUUACAUUACUUUGACCGUCUCAUCUUGUCCGGUAACGAGGGAAAGAGCAACGGGGACGAGGGCUACGGGCGAAGUCUCCGCUACGCUGCUCUGAACCUGGCGAGCCUGCACUGUCGCUUCGGUCACUAGUGAGUCUGGAGAGCGUUGGAGACUGUAAAAGGAUGUGUUCAUACAAAAAGCGUGUCCAUGUGUGAAGUGUGUCUGGCUCUCAAAGCUGUCUCUCCUUCUGUUCGCUUCAGUCAGCAGGCUGAUCUGGCCCUGCAGGAGGCGAUCCGCAUUGCUCAGGAGUCCAAUGAUCAUGUGUGCCUGCAGCACUGUCUGGUAAACCCUGUUUUCUGCUUCCUGUCACUCUUGAUAAAUGGUUCGUUAUUCCUCACAUAAAUAUGCAUGUGCCCGGGUGUAUUGCUCCCUCUCUCUCUGUCCUACAUUAGAGUUGGCUCUACACACUGGAACAGAUGAGGGGAUCUGACAGCACAGUGUUAACCGAGGAUUCAGUGAAAAUGGCUGCCCAUUUCUGCCUGCCAGUGAGUGCUUCAUGAGCUCUUUCAGAAGGAGGCCUGCUUUAAGUUGGCUGUGAAUGUUCAUUUAUUUUUUAUCAUUUUUGGCACAUUUUUUACAACACUUUGAGUUUGCUAAACUCCACAAAUAGCUGUGAUCCCAGAAUGUCCCCAUUAGCAAACAAAACGGAAACAUCUGUUAGAGAUCACAGGGCUCGACAGGGCGACCAUUUCAAUUAGAAAUAGAUGUGUGCGAAUUGUAAAAUGUAUUUAGGGUCACAUGUGCGCAUCAAAAAAAAAAUCAGCCGAGGCAACAAACGUUUUUUCCUGUAAGUACGGCGGUGAAGUUAGUUUCAGGUUGGAUAUAUUUUUCUGUAAAUACGGCGGUGAAGUUAGUUUCAGGUUGGAUAUAUUUUCCUGUAAAUACGGCGGUGAAGUUAGUUUCAGGUUGGAUAUCUGACGGACAUUCUCUGAGGAUCUACCGGUGUCUUCUCACUCUCCAUGACCGGGAAUAACAACAGCAGCGCGGUUAAAUCUACUCGACACCCUCACUGUCAACGUAGGGUUUUGAACAAGGGACCGUCAAUAAAUUACUGGUUGAUGUUCUCAAAAAAAGGCUGUUUUCCUUCAGUAGCUAUCAUGUCACGUGACCAAUUGACCUAAAAUUGAUUUCAAAUAUAAUAGUACUUAUGUUGGACAAUAAUACACAUCUCUUUAUUUUCUUAAUUUGUCCUCUAAAAAUGUUGUAUUUAAUUUUUAAGGCAAAUUUUGAACAUUUUCUUCAAUUGCUUCCAUGUCACGUAAUCAAAAGACCUAAAAUUGAUUUCUAAUACUCCAACUUAUGAAUUUUCAUUGCGCCCCUAAAGUUCUUUGUGUGCUCCUUACUUUUUCAACUUAGGAGCACAUGUGAAGGAAGUUAGUGUCAAGCCCUCGCUCAGUUAUUACAGUUUAGCCUCACAACAUGGUUUGAUAUUAAUCAAUGAUCCUGCUACAGCAGAGACGAGUCCAUCUCCCUUUUAAGAGAGCCACAGCUUGUCCAUUAGUAAAAUCAUUCCUCAUGUCCUCAUGGCUGAACCUGAUCGAUCUCCUCUCUCUGCUGUAGUAUCUGGCGUCUCUGGGCAUUCAGUCUUUAGUCCAGCAGGGGGCGACACAAGGCAAGACAGCCCACAAACUGAUGGACGCGCUGAAGGACACUGAUAUCCUGCACUGGAAGCACAGUCUGUCAGAGCUGAUCGAGAUCAGCUUGGCUCAGACCACGUCCAUAUGGAGGAUGUACGGCAAGAGGUCAGGCUCUUCACCACGCCACUUUGUUACACUCUCAGUUGUCAGUGAUGUUUACGGCUUCAAAAACAGACUCCUCCUCCCCUCCUCUAACAGACAGGAGGAACAUCUCAUGGAUUCAAAUUUCAGACAUCCAGUGUACAAGCAAACACAUGAAAUGUAGAAACUUGUGAGCGCUCAGGCGUGACUUUGAGGUGUGUUCACAGUUAAUCAUUUUUAUCCGAGUCUUUAACGGGGUCUCCUGUGUCUCGUGCAGCACCAUGGCCCUGCAGCAGGCCCAGCUGCUUCUCAACAUGAGCAGUCUGGAGCCGGUCAACUUCGGGGUCCAACAGAACAACACAGAAGCGUUUGCUGUGGCGCUCUGCCACCUGGCCGAGCUGCACGCUGAGCAGGUAACACUUUUCAUUUGAUCCCGUCUGUCUGCUCUCCUCCCUGCUGCUUCAUGCCCCCUUUGUCGGUUGGAGCCGCGUUGCAGGAAGUUAAUGAACAUUGAUCAGGUUUUCUUUUUUUGGCUCCUUCCUUAACCUCCCUCUCCUGUGCACAUUUGUCUCCAUCGCAGGGCCUGUACAGUGCUGUGGCAGAGAUUCUCCUGCACCUAAAAGAGCAGUUUCCCUCUCAUACGCAGCACGCCAAGGUGGGUUCUCUCUCUCCUAUGAUGUAUUUUCAUCACAGCCUCACAAAAUAGUCUUGCACAGGAUUGUAAGGCAUGUCAAAUACUGAAAUACUCAGCUGCUCAACAGUUCAGGGUUUUCUUGGUCAUAUUAUUUUGUUCACCAAAUGUUUUUUCAGCAUCCAGACUCUUCUUCUAAGGAGCCAUGAUGAUGUUAUAAUUCAUGCAAAAUGUAGUUUGGCAUUUCCUUCUUGUAUUAUGUUCGAUCUUUCCUGUAAAAAGCAUCAUCAUGUGUCACUAAUAAACUCCAGUAUCAAUAGUUUCUAAUCAGGCCACGCUGACAACAAGCUUGGUGGUUCCCGCUCUCUUUAGAUCGGACAUUAACGCAUCCAAGAUUUCCAAAACAGACGUUAAAUUUUGGUUUAUUAGACCACAGGUUGAUUUUCCUCUUCACGUCCAUCUUUACAGGGUUUGGGCUCUCCACUGCAGAGUUGUAGAUGUCGAAGCGCCUCAAGAUCACAGCUAUCUAGGUUUAGUUUCGCUCCUUGUCCCUUUCUGUGAAAAUAUUUCUCCAAAUUCUGAGAACUCUUUAAGAAUUUUAUGAACUGGAGAUGAUAAACGCCUAAAAUCCUUACAAUUUACACUCAAGAGAAGUGGUAUGAAAGCUAGUAUGAAGAGGCUAAAGGAAGAGCUUUGAGUAAAUAUCCUAUAGCUCUCUUGUGUUAGGUCACUUUCUUUAGUUGUUAUUGCAUUAAACGUGACAGCAACAUCCACAUUAUCGACCAAUAUAUUGAAGGAAAAAAAGCAUUUCAAGGUGUUUUAAAAAAGUGUUUUUUCUCCUCUCUCUCGUGUUUUUCAACCAAAUCCUGUUUGUAGUAUUUGUACUCUUCACUAACCUCUAUCACCUUCCUUUGUUUACCUACAUCUUAAAUCCUGCAGCUCUGGAUGCUGUGCGAUCUGAAAAUCCAGUUCGACAGACACAUGCAUGAAGGAAAAUACCAUUUAGCCGAGCCGCUGGUCACUGCCAUCUCUGCCUUGAACAAAACAGAAGGUCUCUACAGGUAACUGUGAGACACACUCGUUAUAUCCUGAUCUCAACAGUGUCUGUAACCUACAGUUAAUGAUAAGUUAAAUCUGUAAUGUCGUGUUUGCUUACAGGAAGGCUCUGGUUCUGAAGGCUCUGAAUCGGAGCACUGAAGCUUACAGCAUCUUACAGAGACUACAGAUGCACUGUGAGAAGAAGAAGUGCACAGAGGUGGUCAUCAGGUAGAGACAGACGAACACUGACAUGAUUCUGUGUUUCCUUAAAUGUGGAGGAAUAAAAACACCUAAAAUUAGUCUGGAGCUGAACUGUCUCCUCUUUUAUAGCUGCCAUAAAUAUUUAAUGGAUAGAUUCAAAUUCUGAAUCAUCUUUAGAGGCAGAAACUGUCUUAUAAUGCAGUAUAAUGGGAGGCAUGCACAUUUCUAAAGAUAUCCUUCAAAGCGUGCGUCCUUUUUUUAGGCACCAGGCUUAGCUCCUUUUUUCGUCUACAUCAUUUCCUGCGUCUGUCUCACACAGAGUGAUGCUCUCCACCGCCGAGCUCCACUGGGAGUCGUCUGGCUUCUCCACCGCUCUUCCUCUCCUCCUGCAGGCCUUGGCUCUGGCUAGACAGCACCACCUACAGUCCCUGGCCUCUAAGACAAUCCUUCACCUGGCUUUCACUCAGGUCAGAGACGGCGCCGGAGCUGCUCCCAAACAUGCAAAUCACCGGCGCCUCGUUUCAGUAUAAUUAGCUUUUAUGCAAAAUAGAAGCAGAACAAUGAUUGGUUGUUUGUUUUUCUGUCUGCAGCUGAUGUUGGGGGUUCCUGAGCAGGCUCUGACUGUUCUGCAUGAAGCCAUCGAGCCCAUCUUGGCCCACGGGUCGGUCAUGGACAGAGGCCAAGCGCUGCUGCUGACAGCCCUCUGUCAGAUGGAGGUGGCUGGGUUCAGGCCAAACAGACAAGGGCAAGCAGGUAAAAGCCCCGCCUCCUCCUGAACACUUAUCCCCCUCCCCUCUUGGAGCGAUGCACGCUAAAUUGAAACACCCCUGCUUCUUGUCUCACGCAGAUUCACAUAUGACAGUUUUGGCCGUUAACACGCUAAACGAAGCAGCGGCGUAUUUCUCCAAGCUGAACUGUAAGGAGCACCUGCGGGACGUCCACUACCUGCAGGCUCUGCUGCACCGCUCUCUUGGACAAACCUCACAGAGCAACAAGAGCGCCAUGCUCUUCAGGCUGCUGGACCAGGAGCUGCAAUCACCCGCACCACCUGUCUCCAUGAGGCUCUAACUUCCUCUGUUUCGACUCCAACCUGGCAGCACGGCCGACCACUAGAUGGCGGUGAUGAUCUGUAGCGCGUCCUCAAGCCUUUUUCAGACAUAAACACUUUGAACUAGAGGCACAUCUUGAACUCUUAGCAUACAGGGUCAGCGCUAAACGUUCAGUUGACAGAAGUUCUAACGUGUGGUUCGAGGCUUCCUCCGCAGCUUCAGCCCCGGUAUGUCAAACAGACACAACACGCAAGCUAACAAGGUACAAAUGUCAAAAGUUUAUCAGAGCUGCCCCAGCCACGCACGGCUCUUUGAUGAAUGAGGGUAAUAUCACAGUUAGCUACAAGAUGAAUGUGUUUCAGUGGCCUGGAUGAUUCAUAUUUCGCCAGAGGAAUACUGAUGAAGCUGAAAUCCGGGGAGGAGGAAAUCGUGAUCACAUUUCUAAUGUAAUGGACCCACUAUGGCAUACGAUCUGAUAGUGUAUCUGUAUUCUGCUGAUGUCUGACACAGUUUGGGAGAACAAUAGUGGCUGAUAACGUUACAUUUAAGUGUCCUGGCGGGCCUGUAACCCAUUACUUACAGCACUUUGUUUUUCGAGAAAUAAAAGACUUGUUUCCUCUUUUUUUAGCUUCCAGUGAGUCUGACAGAAUCACGGGAAUAAUUUUCAGAGAAAUAAAUCUGCAGUUCAGCUUU
This is a messenger RNA of Xyrichtys novacula (pearly razorfish), 8689 nucleotides long. NCBI's taxonomy places the organism in Eukaryota, Metazoa, Chordata, Actinopteri, Labriformes, Labridae. The record is from the annotation of a GenBank genome assembly.